AUGGAUAAUCAGGGACAUAUUCAGGGCGGAUACUUGGAUGACGAGACGGACGAUGUUGAUUUCGAUAACAUCCUUUUGGGAGUUGUGCUCCUAGGCUUCAUGUUCUUCGACCCACGCUUUAACCGAGUUCCCAGAAGAAGAAGAGUUAGAGAUAGUGUGCUCUCGGGGAGGGACUAUGUGCUUGAGCUGAUAAACGGACAUGAGGACAGAAUUAUUGAAAAUAUGCGCUUGGAUGUUCCCCAAUUCCUGAUGUUGUGUGAUUUGUUGGUUCAGCGUGGUUAUUGGCAUGCAUAUCCUUCACAUCAGGUGGGGGUUCAUGAAUCCGUUGCAUUAACUCUAAUGUGCCUGAGCCAUGAUGAGCGGCACCGUGUUCUAGCCGAGCGGUUCCAGCAUUCCACGGAGACGAUAGAUCAACAUGUUCGUCGUGUGUUACGAGCAUUAGUUCGCCUCGGUCGUGAUCUCGUUAGGCCAACAGACUUCGAUGGGACUCACCCAAGAAUUUUGAACAAUGCAUCACUCAUGCCGUGGUUCCGGGAUUGUGUAGGAGCACUAGACGGGACACACGUCUCCGCUUGGUGCAGCUCAGAGAUACGAGAGAGGUUCAUAAAUCGGCAUGGUGACUUAUCCCAGAAUGUGCUUGCUGCCUGCGAUCAUGAUAUGCGCUUUGUAUAUGUUCGAGUCGAUUGGGAGGGCAGUGCUCAUGAUGCCCGAAUUCUCCAAGAUACCUUGCUAGAUCCGAAUUCGGGUUUUCCUAUGCCACCGCCGGGGAAAUAUUAUGCGGUAGAUGCUGCUUAUAGAAAUAUGCCAGGUUUUAUGGCACCGUUUAGGGGAGCACAGGGCACACAGCAUGAACGGGCAGCUAAACGUCUGUUCAAUAGGCGGCAUGCAUCGAUUAGAAAUAUUAUUGAGCGCACAUUUGGGGUUCUUAAGAAGCGUUUUCCAAUACUCAAGGGUCCAAUACAGAAUUAUCUAAUAGCAACACAAAAUAAUAUUGUGCUUGCAUGUUGUACUUUGCACAAUUUUAUGCGUGCAUACUCCCCAGCAGAUGAGUACUUCAAUGAAGAAGCAACCCUCGGAGCCAUAGCUGAUGCACAGAUAGCAGGGGAGCAACAGCAGGCUGGCCAACCCAUCGAUAUGUCGGAGCAGGGCAUCUUUAAUUGGAACGAAGAUCGGCGGGCAAUGGCGGCGCACAUGUAUUGGAAUGCGCAUAACUAG
Molecule: messenger RNA, 1215 nt
Organism: Coffea arabica (coffee)
Lineage: Eukaryota; Viridiplantae; Streptophyta; Magnoliopsida; Gentianales; Rubiaceae
Source: RefSeq, a predicted model, not a curated record